This is a messenger RNA of Spodoptera exigua (beet armyworm), 2763 nucleotides long. The record is from the annotation of a GenBank genome assembly. Lineage: Eukaryota; Metazoa; Arthropoda; Insecta; Lepidoptera; Noctuidae.
CUAUUAGGUAAAAGAUACUUCUCCUUACCCCAAUUAUCUAUGUACAAAUGUAAAUAGGAAGGUACAUAGUACCGUGCUAAUAAGUUAUUUGUUUGUGUAUGUGUUAGUGUGGAAACGGCAGUGGCGGUGGGUGAACGUGCUUUGUGAAAUAGAAAAAAUAUCGGAAAAAACUAACACGAAACAAUAGUGAUUGCGUAAAAAGUCAGUUUGUUGACUCUAUUUUAAUUUUAUACCACUGCAAGUGUCAUCUGCAGCUAUUUAUAGAGCCCCCUGCCUGAGUAAUCUAAUCAUUCAUUAUCGCGUAAUUGUCGUCGUAACAAUAUAUCGGCGCAGUCAGUGCAAAGGUGACCGUCAACAAAAAUGGCAGAGCCAAAAGUGUGUGAAGAUCUUUUGAGAGAAAGAAGGAAAUGUACGUUCGAUGUAACGGAACUUACCAAUUUAAUUGAUGGAGGAGCUCAGGGCACCGAAGAAAGACAUUAUGUUGAGAACCUGGUGCUAAAUACAGAAGGAUUGAGCACAAAGAAUGAGGUGCCAGAGGAAUACCUCAGCCACAAGGAAAGAUACGAGUAUGCCGUCAAGAAGGCUUGCAUUUUGUAUGAGGUUCUCAAGGAGUACGCGGCUAAACAUAACACCAUGGAUGCUUUCAAGCCAACAAAUAAGUACCGUGUGACAUUCGGUGUUGUGAAAGACAUAUCACCGUUCAUGUUACACAUGGGGAUGUUCGUGCCGACCAUACUGAACCAGUCAGACCCUGAACAGAUGGCCGAGUGGCUGCCACAAGCCAUGUCCAUGGGGAUCCUUGGAACAUAUGCACAGACUGAACUCGGCCACGGAACCUUCUUGAGAGGAUUAGAAACAACAGCUACAUAUGAUCCUGCCACAGAAGAAUUUGUGCUGCACACUCCUACCCUGACAGCUUACAAGUGGUGGCCAGGAGGAUUGGCUCACACAGCUAACCACUGCAUCGUAGUGGCCCAGCUGUAUUCGAAGGGUGUAUGCUAUGGCGUCCAUCCAUUCUUCGUUCAAAUCCGUGACACGGAAACCCAUAUGCCUCUUCCUGGUGUGAAAGUAGGAGAGAUUGGACCGAAGAUGGGUUUCCAAACAGCCAACAAUGGUUUCCUUGGAUUCGAUCACUACAGAAUUCCAAGAAGAAGCAUGUUGAUGAAGAAUGCUCAAAUUUUGAAGGAUGGAACAUACGUUAAAUCUAAAAACGACAAGCUGACGUACGGAACCAUGGUGUUCGUGAGGGUCCUCAUUGUCACUGAUGUGGCUUACGAACUCUCAAGAGCUGCUACCAUUGCUGUCAGAUAUUCUGCAGUCAGACACCAGUCGCAGCCAAAACCUGGUCAACCGGAGCCUCAGAUCCUGGAUUACGUGACACAGCAACACAAGCUGUUUAUCGGAGUGGCGACCAGCCAUGUCUUCAGAGUGACUGGCUGCUGGCUGUGGGACAGUUACUCCCAGGUCAUCGCUGAUGUUGGCAAGGGCAAUAUGGAUCAACUGCCCGAGCUCCACGCUCUAGCAUGUUGCUUGAAAGCUGUGUGCAGUCGGGACGCGACAGCGCGCGUUGAGGAGUUCAGGCUCGCGUGUGGAGGGCAUGGGUUCAUGGCUUCCUCCAACCUGCCCAUCAUCAACGGUAUUGUGGCCGCUACCAUCACCUACGAGGGUGAAUACACCGUGCUCAUGCUGCAGACUGCCAGAUUCCUUGUGAAAGCUUGGAAGCAAGCAACACUGGGUAACGCAAUGACGCCAACAGUGUCUUAUUUGGUGCGGUUCGUGAACAACGACCGUGUGAGAUGGGAGAACAGCCCCGAGGGUAUCGUUAGUGGCUUCCUGGCCAUCGCUGCAGGAAAGACGAAAGCUGCUUGUGAAAGCCUUCAGGAAUAUGAAAGGAGCGGUAUGGAUUAUGAAGACGCUUGGAACAGUGCUUCAGUUCAGCUAGUUAAUGCUAGUGAGGCUCACUGUCGCGCCAUCUUAUGUGAAGUAUCGUGGAGGGAACUGUCACGUCUUGCAGCCCAGUCGUCACCGAGUCUUGGCAAAGUGCUGCUGCAGAUGGGUGAACUGUACCUCAUUUACUGGGCUCUCGAAAAACGGGGAGAUCUUCUAUUGUAUUCAACAAUAACGGGGGCUGACAUCGCCAAGCUGCAGGCCAGAUAUGAAGUUCUGUUAGGAUUGCUGCGACCCAACGCCGUCGGGCUUGUCGACGCUUUCGACAUCAGAGAUGAGAUCCUCAAUUCUACACUAGGCGCGUACGACGGCCGCGUAUACGAACGCCUGAUGGAGGAAGCGCUGAAGAGUCCUCUGAACGCGGAGCCAGUCAACCAGAGCUUCCACAAAUACCUCAAGCCUCUGAUGAUGAAAGCCAAACUGUGAUAUUUUGAAAUAUUUAAGAAAUAUAAAGUACAAUAAUGUUUAAUAUGGUUUCGGAUUGCAUAAAGAAUGGGUAAAAUGUACAUAAAAUGUAACAAUUUUUCAAUCAAAGUAGGUACGUAUUAUUACGAAUUUCGUGUUGGAAUUCUUAAUAAUGGUACGAACGUUUGUGCCAGUGAUUUUGAUUGGAUAUUUUUACACGGGGCUCAUGUCAUGAUUGGUGAAAAUUGUAUGUAAACACAAAGUAAUAGGUCACCGCCCAUUAACUCUUUUGGAACUAAGAAAGCGCAUGAAAUGCCGCCUUUUUCAAUGCAAUUUAAAGAGGCGGAUGGAAGAGGUACCCAGUGAUUUUUGAUAAAGACUUUUUAUAUUUCUUUUUUCGACAACUCGAUA